Molecule: messenger RNA, 1029 nt
Organism: Prunus mume (Japanese apricot)
Lineage: Eukaryota; Viridiplantae; Streptophyta; Magnoliopsida; Rosales; Rosaceae
Source: RefSeq, a predicted model, not a curated record
AUGAAACAUAUGAUUAUGUAUGCUACAACCUCUAAGAUAAAAGGAAAUGGAGAUAGGAGGGUGGCUGAAGCUACCAUCGCAUGCUUUGUCAGUCAAUUAAAAGGAUGGUGGGAUUUCCACCUAAGAGACCCGGCAAGGACUCAAAUCUUAAAUGCUCAAGAGGCCAUUGGCCAGCAGAGUGUACAGGACCCAGCAACUGGAGUAAUCAAAAGUGAAAAAGUUUACCAAGAAGAUACGGUAAAUUCACUAAUUUGUACAAUCACUCUAUAUUUUGUAGGAACUACAGAAUUGCAGCACGACAGGUCUCGAGAACUCUUAAUGAACCUUAAGUAUCCAACCUUGUCCCAUUUUAGAUGGUAUAAGGAUGUGUUCUAUUCUAAGGUAUUUACAAGACAAGACUAUAAUGCUGAUUUCUGGAAAGAGAAAUUUCUUUUGGGAUUACCAAUUCUAUUCGCCGAAAAGGUUAGAAAUGGAAUUAAAGAUAAAAAUAGUGGUGUCAUUCCUUAUGGGUCAUAUACCUAUGGGGAAUUAUCCUCUAAAAUUUGCGUAGAAGGAUUAGCCCUUUGCACAAACAUGAAAUUAAAGAAACAGCUUGAUAAGCAAAAGACCCUAGGAAGAAAACAAUUAGGAGACUUUUGUGAACAAUUUGGUUUUGAACCAGUAAAAUCAUAUUCACAUAAACCACAUAAAAAGGGAAAGAAAUUUUGGGGGCGUAAGACUAAGAAACCGUAUAGAACCUUUAGGAAAAAGAAAUAUGUAGGAGAAACUAGUGAAAAGACUAGUAAAGGAAAGAAAAGUGCGGUCCCAACAUGCUAUAAGUGUGAAAAAGUUGGACACUACAAAUCUGAAUGUAAAAUGAAAGAUAAAACUAGUAACUUAAGCGUUAGGGAAGAACUUAAGCAACAACUUUGCCAAAUAAUGCUUAAUUCCUCUGGUUUUGAGCAAGAUAGUGAUGAUGAACUAGCUCAACUCGAAAAUGAAGAAUUAUUUGAAUCAGAUAUUGAAACUAGCUCAGAUAGCGAAGACUAG